AUGGUGUACUCUACUGUUACUAGCUCAUUAUUUGCACCGGCAAUUUGUGCUUCAUCGUCAGUUCCGCCGCCUCCGCCGGAAUCGCUUGCUGUAAAAUCCGGUUCUGUUGCUACAGGGGAAUCGGUUCAGAAAUGGCCGGGAUGGCCUGGGGAUAACGUGUUCAAGCUAGUUGUGCCAAUUGCUAAAGUUGGUGGUAUAAUUGGGCGGAGGGGAGAAGUUGUAAAGAGGAUGUGUAAAGAGACUGGUGCCAGUAUUCGUGUUCUCGAAGGUCCUGUUGGCAAUGCUGAUCAAAUUGUUUUAAUAUCUGGUAGAGAAAAUCCAGAUGCUGAGGUAUCUCCAGCAAUGGAUGCUGCUAUUAGAAUUUUUAAGUGCGUUGCGGGGCUAAACAAUGAUGAUCCAGGAGCAGUAGCUGCAUUUGUGUCUUCAAAGUUAUUGGUGGCUUCAGCACAAGCCAUUCACUUGAUCGGUAAAAAUGGUUCCACGAUCAAUUCAAUACAAGAAAGAUCAGGUGUUGUGCUAAGAGUAUUACCUGCAGAUAAUGUGGCCCUUUGUGUCACUAAAGAUGAUAGGAUUAUUGAAAUACAUGGAGAAGGUCCGAAGGUUCUCAAUGCUUUUGAUGCAGUUGUUAAACUACUGAGGAAGUUCCUGGUCCAUCAUAGCAUGAUACCGAUUUUUGAGAAAAUGGUAAUUUUUUGAUACUUUUAACUGAAUUUUAAUUGUCUAUAUAUAUAUAUGUGUGUGUGUGUGUUUUUACUAACUACCUGGGCUGAUAAACCACAGUAUCAGCCUUCUCGUCCUGUAUCUGCAGCUGUUUCUGAUUACCAAGACCCUUACUUACUUGAUCAUGGAACUGCCGUGGACUCCAAAACCCCACGGUCUACACUACCGCGAUAUGGACAGGAUAUUGUAACAAAGAUCACAAAGGUUAUGCAAGUCCCGCUGGGGUAUGCUGAGGAAAUCAUUGGUGCUGAAGGCUGUAAUAUAGCAUAUAUUCGCCGCACAAGUGGGGCAACUCUUACUGUGCAAGGGAGCCGAGUACCUGAAGAAAUCACUAUUGAGAUUAAGGGUACCUCAUCAGAGGUUAAAGCAGCUGAACAACUUAUUCAGGAGUUCAUUGACAACCACCAAGAGCCAGCCCCAAGAAUGUAUGGGACGCGUGGGCCUGACUUUGGUUCUUUUUCGCGUUAUGGUGAUCCCUAUUCUUCAUCAUCUUCGUUUCCACCUCAGAUUUUCGAGAGGUAUGGAUCGUCUUUUCCACCUCAGAGUUUCGAGGGGUAUGGAUCGUCUAGUUUAGGAGGAGGAUACAACAGUUAUAGAUUCUAA
This is a messenger RNA of Solanum pennellii, 1323 nucleotides long. RefSeq names its product RNA-binding KH domain-containing protein PEPPER-like. Gene Ontology annotation, biological process: regulation of gene expression. The transcript has 5 exons. The record is from RefSeq and is a predicted model, not a curated record. Gene Ontology annotation, molecular function: mRNA binding. Gene Ontology annotation, cellular component: cytoplasm; nucleus. NCBI's taxonomy places the organism in Eukaryota, Viridiplantae, Streptophyta, Magnoliopsida, Solanales, Solanaceae.